GUCUAAGAUGAAGACAGCCAGCAUAAACUAAACUUAACGUAAAUCAUACUGUUGAUCUCAAGAAGUAUUGUGUAGGUACAUGAAAACAUGGCUGAAGAAUUAUUAAUUACGUCGCUAGGAAAAACAUCGCACCUAACCUCAUCUCUGCUGGCAGUUGCUUUCCUCACCUCCUUUGGUAGCUCUAUGCUCUAUGGGUACAACUUAGCUGUGGUCAACUCUCCUGCUGGGUACAUUAAAGACUUCUAUAACCGUACAGUGGUAAGCCGGAAUGGAACUGGACUGAACGAGGAGGCCCUGACACUGAUGUAUUCACUUACCGUUUCUGUGUUUGCGAUUGGAGGCCUGAUGGGCUCCUUGAUGGUGGGCACACUGGUCACCAGAUUUGGAAGGAAAGGAACAGUGGUCAACUCCACUGUACUGGUGUUCUUGGCGGGAUCUCUCAUGGGUUUCAGCAGGAUCUGUGACUCACCAGAAAUGGUCAUCUUUGGUCGUUUUGUAACAGGGAUACAUUCAGGUAUCUCUCUCAGUGUAGUGCCUAUGUACCUGGGAGAGAUCGCUCCUAAGAACCUGAGAGGUUUCCUGGGGCUCAUGCCCAGCAUUUUCAUUUGUGCAGGGGUUUUCUCUGCUCAAAUCUUGGGCCUGCAUGAACUUUUAGGAAAGGAGGAGCACUGGCCCCUGUUCCUCUCCCUUGUGGUGGUCCCCACCUUUGUCCAGCUCAUGCUGUUGCCGUGGUUUCCAGAAAGUCCACGCUACCUGUUGAUUGAGAAGCACAAUGUUCAUGCCACUAUCACUGCUCUGAAAUGGUACAGGGCUAAAUGUAACAUCCAGGAAGAGAUAGAGGAGAUGCAAGAGGAGCAACGUUCUCUGUCCUCAGUGGAGACAGUGUCUGUCUGGCAACUGCUACUGGACCACACUGUUCGCUGGCAGGUUCUCUCUGUGGUGGUCAUCAACAUCGGCAUGCAACUGUCUGGCAUUGAUGCGAUCUGGUUUUACACCAACAACAUCUUUGAGAAUGCUGGAAUUCCAGUCCCUGAGAUCCAAUACACCACUGUAGGAACUGGAGCUAUAGAGAUCAUUGCAGGCCUUAUAGGAUGUUUCACCAUUGAGCGGCUGGGGCGCAGGCCAUUGAUAAUCGGGGGUUUUGGUGUCAUGGGAAUGUGUUGUGCUGGGAUAACCCUAUCUCUCAUUCUUCAAACACAUGUGCCUUUCAUGAAAUAUGUGAGUGUGGGGUGUGUGGUUGGGAUCAUCGCUGGAUUCUGUAUAGGGCCAGCGGGUGUUCCAUUCUUGAUCACAGCAGAGCUCUUCAAGCAAUCCCAUCGUCCAGCUGCAUACACUGUGGGAGGGUCUCUUAACUGGAUGUCUAACUUCACUAUCGGCUUCAUCUUUCCUUUCCUGCAGAGGUCUGCUGGGUCAUAUUGCUAUCUGGUAUUCUGUAGCGUGUGUCUAGCAGUGGCCAUCUACGUCUUCUUUGUUAUUCCUGAGACCAAAAAUAAGACGUUUGUAGAAAUUAGUCAGAUGUUUGCUACUAAAGAAGCUGUGGAAGAGAGCCAGGCCCUUGGUCCCCUAGACCAGCUCAAACUGAAGAAAAUGAAUGGAUAUGGCACGCUUGAGAAUGGUUCACUUGAAUUUGACAGCUCAUCAUCCUGUCCUUGAUCUUCAAUGAAAAGCUACAUAGCAAAUUUGGAAGAUUUAGAAAUUAAACCAAAUGGCUGAAUCACGUUUUUAUCGAUACGUUAAAUGUCUGAGUGAAUGACAUGGUAAUGGCUAAAUAUCCUGCACAAUGGCCAAAAAGACUGCAAAAAGGUUUGUUGAUUCCACAAGAUUGAGACUUAUAACAAAAAUGUGCUCUGUUAUGCACAAUACUUGUGCUGGAAUUUAUUUGUGAGAUGAUGCUUAGAACAUCUAGAGCUUUUAGAGAAUGUUAGAUACUUUGUACGUAAGAACAAUGCCAUAGACAUGUAAUUUAUAUUGGUUUUUAGAACUUAGUGACAUGUUAUGAAAUUACAAACUAUAGUUUUAGACUGUUUAUCAUGUUUGUGUUAUGAGAAAUUAUUUCAUGAAUAUAGGCCUUAAAUAGUCAUCCAUGUUGUUGAGUUUAUAAAGUGAUAUAUACUUACAUUUAUAUUUUGCACACAUUGUUUUAGGCUUUAAAACAUUAUUUACAUUGAAUCAUGUAGUAAUGCUCAGGUGUGUACCAUAUGUGUCCUCCUCAGAGAUUGUAACAGUACUUCACAUAUCCUGCCCCCCACCCCCCCUGAAA
Messenger RNA from Xyrauchen texanus (razorback sucker), 2260 nucleotides. Its product is annotated as solute carrier family 2, facilitated glucose transporter member 9-like. Lineage: Eukaryota; Metazoa; Chordata; Actinopteri; Cypriniformes; Catostomidae. Gene Ontology annotation, biological process: monosaccharide transmembrane transport. Gene Ontology annotation, cellular component: membrane. Bases 88 to 1653 code for a protein of 521 amino acids. Gene Ontology annotation, molecular function: hexose transmembrane transporter activity. The transcript is spliced from 12 exons. The record is from RefSeq and is a predicted model, not a curated record.